This is a messenger RNA of Microthlaspi erraticum, 273 nucleotides long. The record is from the annotation of a GenBank genome assembly. Lineage: Eukaryota; Viridiplantae; Streptophyta; Magnoliopsida; Brassicales; Brassicaceae.
AUGGGACAUGAGGAGCAAGGACGGACUUGGUGCAUGGACGCAGCUCAACUGGACACGCAAAGGAAGAAGGAGGAAGCCACCUUGAAGACCAGUGAUGUGCGGGAUCAGGUCUUCCCCUUUCCUAUCCCUGAUUCUGCAAGUGCACAGGUCAGAAGUAGUAAACGGGUAUCGAACACAAGGACCAGAUUGCACACUACAAGUUAUGAGUUUGAGAACAAGCUAGGGCAAAAGUAUAAGUUGGUUGAGUGCAGAGAAAGUAAAGCAUGCAAGUAA